Messenger RNA from Aspergillus alliaceus, 515 nucleotides. RefSeq lists its product as uncharacterized. The record is from RefSeq and is a predicted model, not a curated record. NCBI's taxonomy places the organism in Eukaryota, Fungi, Ascomycota, Eurotiomycetes, Eurotiales, Aspergillaceae. The transcript has a single exon. Bases 44 to 493 code for a protein of 149 amino acids.
GACGCGCUUGCUUAAGCCAACUGUCAGCUUUGAUGCGACUGCCAUGGCCUUGAGCUUCGUCCCUGCGGCUGGGGAGGGAGCUACCGAAGAAAAUUACAUGCACGGUGAUGACGGGGACAGAUAUACCUAUCACCACUUGCGACGAGACCUUUUCGAUCGCUUGGCUGCAACAGGCCUGCUGAUGAAACCGAGAUAUAUUGUUCCCUCGGUGCAUGUUACCAUUGCGCGGUUUAUUACACAUGAUGGAUUUGUCUUAGAGAAUUCAAGGCUAGAUAAAACCAAGGUUGUAGAUCAGGAGCGAGUCGCAGCACUGGUUGAGAGGGUUGAGCAGAUUAAUGAAAGACUGCGGCAGAAAUAUUGGCCGCAGGUGAAUGGGGCCAUUCCUAUCAAGGGAGAAUGGAUUGUUGGGCAGGGCAAAGGAUUAGAGCUAUGUAAGGGGAGAUCAUGGUAUGGUGGAGGAGAGAAUGUUGUCACUGGGAAAGGAUUCCCAUAAUUAUCUAUAGAAAUGAGAUUAG